AUGGGCAAGAAACCAGCCUCAACCUCCCGAGCCAAGCGCGGCGGUGGUCGUGGGCGGUCUAUCCGUUCAGCAUACUCCGACUUUCGUCCCGAAAGCGCCAUCGAUGGCGAUACCAACCAGGAUGAAAAUAACGACUCUGAUGCUGAAGAGCAAGUUGUAAAGAUUGAGGUUCCAGUUGCCAUGUGGGAUUUUGACCACUGUGACCCUCGCCGAUGUUCAGGCAAAAAGCUGUCGCGUCUAGGGCUCAUUAAAGAGCUCAAAGUCGGUUCGCGGUUUAGAGGUAUCGUUGUCUCACCCAAGGGAACUAAAGUAAUCAGCCCUGCUGAUCGCGAUCUUGUCCUUGCAAACGGACUGGCCGUCGUCGAAUGCUCUUGGGCUCGUUUGGACGAUGUCCCAUUCAAUAAAAUUGCUAGUCCCCACGAAAGACUGCUCCCUUACCUCCUCGCUACCAAUCCAACAAACUACGGCAAACCCUGGCGUCUCAACUGUGUUGAAGCUUUAGCGGCAGCAUUUUACAUCACUGGAUUCGACUCGUAUGCAGAAAGAUUACUCAGCGGGUUUGGCUGGGGUGGUUCGUUCUGGCAAGUCAAUCGACAUUUUAUCCAGAAAUACAGAAGAUGUACGACCUCUGAGGACGUUGAAAGAAUGCAACAGGAACUUAUGGAUGAGCUGGAGCGUAACUGGGAGGAGAGCAGGAAGCAGAAAGAGCUCGUUCCCGGCGAAGAAGACGAUUUACUUGUGCCAAAUCCCAAUCAUCGUCAUGAAGCCAGUGAUUCAGGCGAAGAUGGAGCCUCUGAUGCAGAGAGAAGCGAUGAUGAGAUGGGCACCAUGUUUUUUGAACCAUACUCCACUAUGCUGCGCGCCAAAAACGUUGGCAUAUUAGCAAUGGAAGUGUAUCUACCCAAACGAUGUGUUUCGUUGGCGGAUCUCGAAGAGUACAAUGGGGUCGCCAAGGGGAAAUACACCAUUGGCCUUGGACAGCAGUAUAUGGCCUUCGUAGACGACCGAGAAGAUAUCAACUCAUUUGCCCUCAGUGCUGUCUCGGGACUUCUAGACAACUACCACAUCGAUCCCACUACCAUCGGGUGGCUAGAAGUUGGAACUGAGACCCUCGUGGACAAAUCUAAAUCUGUGAAAACGACGCUAAUGCGACUUUUUGCUGACUCGGGCAACUUCGAUAUCGAGGGCAUCGACUCGAAGAACGCGUGUUACGGAUCAACAGCCGCCCUUUUCAACGCCGUCAACUGGAUAGAAAGCAGCUCCUGGGAUGGAAGAAACGCGAUCGUUGUUGCGGCUGACAUAGCAAUUUAUGCUGAUGGCCCUGCUCGUCCUGCGGGUGGUGCUGGAGCCUGCGCAAUGUUAAUUGGACCGGACGCACCGAUUAUAUUCGACUCCAUUCACGGGUCCUACAUGGCGGACAGUUACGACUUCUACAAACCGAACAUGGCCUCGGAGUAUCCUGAAGUGGAUGGGCCAGGGUCAAUUGCGGCCUAUUCAACGGCAUUGGACUCGUCCUACUCCGCCUACAAGCGAAAACUGAAAGUGUCGUCAAACUACCCUGGGGUGUUCUCUUUGGAGGACAUGGACUAUGCCAUUUUCCACACCCCUUACAUCAAACAGACCAUCAAAGGGUAUGCGCGGGCCCUUUUUAACGACUUCCUCGCCGCACCUCAUUUGUCUCCUUCCUCGGAUGUUAAGCCUCCGCCUUCAAUAUGGGAUAAAACUACCGAAACGGCUUUCAUUCAACUGGGCAGCGAGUCUUUCAUUAAAAAGGUUGACCCAACACUCGCAUGUGCUCGCCGUCUUGGCAAUCUCUAUACCGCUUCACUCUAUACCUGCCUUGCGUCACUCAUCGCCUCGGUUCCUCCAGCAACUCUGAGUGGCAAACGCUCAAGUAUGUACGCUUUCGGCGGCGGCUGUGCAGCGAGUUUCUUCACACUCAGGAUUGUGGGAGACACCACUGAGAUGCAACACAAACUGGAUCUACUCUCUCGCCUGACGAGGAUGGAAGUCGUGUCUUGCCACGAGUUUUCUCGCAGUCUCAAGCUGCGAGAACAACACCGCAACGCCGUGUCGUACUCCCCUUCUGGCUUAAUAACGGAUGUUUGGCCUGGCGCAUAUUAUUUAGACAAGAUCACAGCAUUAGCCCAAAGCAUAUAA
Mycena indigotica is the source of this 2160-nucleotide messenger RNA. RefSeq names its product 3-hydroxy-3-methylglutaryl coenzyme A synthase. Gene Ontology annotation, molecular function: rRNA small subunit aminocarboxypropyltransferase activity; hydroxymethylglutaryl-CoA synthase activity. The record is from RefSeq and is a predicted model, not a curated record. The coding region runs from base 1 to 2160 and encodes 719 amino acids. NCBI's taxonomy places the organism in Eukaryota, Fungi, Basidiomycota, Agaricomycetes, Agaricales, Mycenaceae. Gene Ontology annotation, biological process: rRNA processing; ergosterol biosynthetic process; acetyl-CoA metabolic process. The transcript is spliced from 12 exons.